Messenger RNA from Saccostrea echinata, 3847 nucleotides. RefSeq names its product proton-coupled zinc antiporter SLC30A1-like. Bases 86 to 1375 code for a protein of 429 amino acids. Gene Ontology annotation, molecular function: zinc ion transmembrane transporter activity. Lineage: Eukaryota; Metazoa; Mollusca; Bivalvia; Ostreida; Ostreidae. The record is from RefSeq and is a predicted model, not a curated record. Gene Ontology annotation, biological process: zinc ion transmembrane transport; intracellular zinc ion homeostasis; detoxification of zinc ion. Gene Ontology annotation, cellular component: membrane. The transcript has 10 exons.
UUUCAGAUUUAUUCUGAAAAUUGGAUUGGGAAGGUUUGGAGUUGAUUGUGAGACGAACUGAACCUUUGUAACAUUUCACCGCAGUAUGGCUAGGUACUCAGGGAAAACAUGUCGUCUAUUGACCAUGCUGUCCAUGACAGCCUCAUUCUUCCUGGUGGAGAUCAUUGUAGGCUACAUCACAAACUCCAUUGCUUUGGUAGCUGAUUCUUUUCACAUGCUGUCUGAUGUUGUGGCACUCAUUGUAGGCUUUGCCUCCGUUAGGAUUUCAAAAUGGCAAACUGAGAAAAAUACAUUUGGUUGGAUCCGAGCUGAAGUUCUUGGAGCUUUAGUGAAUGCAGUCUUCCUUGUGGCUCUUUGUUUUUCCAUCUUGGUGGAAGCUCUGAAGCGAUUGGUGGAAUUUGAAGAAGUUAACAAUCCUAAGCUUCUUCUAAUUGUGGGCGGGGCUGGACUUGUUGUCAACAUCAUUGGAUUGUGUCUCUUUCAUGAUCAUGGUCACAGUCAUGGAGGAGGAGGGGGUCACGGUCACAGCCAUGGAGGAGGUCAUGGUCACAGUCAUGGGGGUGAAACUGAGAAAUUGGAGGCAUGUGAUCAUGAAGAAAGCAAGGAAUUGGUCGAGAGGGGGACAAAAGAAGUGACCACAACCAAUGGAAUUGUCAAGCUGGAGCUAGAUAACCCCAAAGUUGAUAUUGAGAUGAAGAAGAAACUGUCCUCCAGUUCCCAACUAAACAUGAGGGGGGUAUUUCUACAUGUCUUGGGGGAUGCGUUGGGGUCUGUCAUUGUGAUAAUCAGUGCCCUUAUCAUCUGGUUGUGCGAGGGAGACUGGAGAUUCUAUGUAGACCCAGCCAUGAGCAUAAUGAUGGUGAUGAUUAUACUAGGAACAACAGCUCCACUUUUGAAGGAAUCAGGUUUUAUUUUGCUACAGACUGUUCCAUCGCAUAUAAAUCUUGAUGGAAUUAAAGAAAAAUUAUCAAAGGUUGAAGGGGUACUAGCGGUUCAUGAGUUCCAUGUAUGGCAGUUAGCGGGCAGUAGGAUCAUAGCCUCUGCUCAUAUAACAUGUAAAGAUUUACAGGAUUACUUCACUAUAUCAGAGACAGUUAAGGAGAUUUUCCAUAAUGAAGGAAUCCAUUCCACUACCAUCCAACCAGAGUUUCUACAGAAUCCACUAGAAAAUGGCUUAGGAAGACAGAUAUCUGAGAGGGACUGUAUUCUAGAAUGUGGACCAGAUAAGAAUUGUUACACAGACACGUGUUGUGGGCAGAAAAGACAGGACUCUAAAAAGGGUAAAAACUGUGAAGGGCUGACACGGGAGGGGAGUGAAAAGGGAAUGAAGAGAAGCAAGUCUGAGCCUAGAACUGCACCUGUAGAGGAAGUCUAGUGCUAGAAGGUUUCAUGGACUCGCAGUGUCAGAGGCACAUCAGGGAUGAUAUUCCAAAACUGUAACUUUUUUUGUGAUUGUUAUGUGAUAUGUUUUACACAAAAUUAUUGUUUUGGUGCAAUAAGGUUUAAAGCAUUUUCAUAUUCAUUGCCCGGGGCUUUAAUAGGGAUGUCAUCUUGCCAGUGUUGAAAAGUGAAUUAUGGUUUUAGGGUGUUUGCUCAAUGUGUAUAGGUGAGCAUUCUUAAAUCAUGAUCAAUUUUUCGGUGUGAAAGUCUAUUUCUGAAUGUCCUGUGUAUUUUAUCAUUGCAAUGUUAUACACACCCGUCAGGGCUCAUUGUCCUCAAAAACGUGUCUAAAAACUAACCUAUUUAUUAUUUUUUUAUUACUGCUAAUAGUUGAAAGUCUUCAGUUUAUUUCAAAGUGAGAUUGCAGUGUCAUUGGUCUUUGGAGGUACAGGGAUUAUAUAUAUUUUUAAUACUGUGUAUUAGGCUUUAAUACUAUGCUUUAGCAUCUCAUCUUUUUAACUUGAUAAUCACAUUGCCAACAAUAGAAAUCCGUGUAAUAUUGCUUUAACAUUCUUCUCAAACAUAAUUUUAAGCAGAGAGGUUGUAUACAAUGAUGUGCAUUGAGAUGAUAAAAUUUUCCAUUUGAAUGGAACAUUUUGAGCUUUGUUUUGAACUUUGGUUGUUAAAUAAUGAUGCUCCCAUUUCUUCAGAAAGGAGAAAGCUUUAAAUGUUAAAUAAUGAUGCCUCCCAUUUCUUCAGAAAGGAGAAGGCUUUUAAAGUUCUUAUAAAUUUGUUAAAUGUUUCAACUCACAUUAAUAAUUUAUAAAAUGAAUAGCAUCAAAUAUGUAGGUACAGAAGAGUUAUCCCUUGUGCAUCUUGGUCUUCUUUGAAACUUUUUUAUACCUAUAAAGACAAAUAAACCUAUAUAAGCUAUGGCAGAAAAAAGCACAUAGGGGCGAGGGGGUGGGGGAAAACCAGUCUAUUUUGAGAGAGAGCCCAUAAAUCAAUACCUGUAAAAUAGGUAUUCUAUUAUUAAAAUGGUCAGUCAGCUUGACAGUCUCCAUAAACAAUGGGUAUAAACACAUGUUCAAUUGAUACAUGUGAUAACUUCAAAAACAUGAUAAAUGUACAUAUUCAUUGCAAUAUGUGAGUUUUACAGGAGUGGAGAGUCUCUCUCUCUCUUCUAACUUCUUAAAAUCCCCAUAUCAGCAAAAUGUGCAUUGCUAGUUGCAGAGAGUCAGAUGUCUUAAAACUGCUUUCUUUUUUUCCUGAAAUUUGUAACAAUGUUCUAUAAGAAAAAAAAAAUUUACCACUUCAGUGUGCAUCAUUGUACCAUAUUUUAUUCCUUGUUCUUGUGUAGAACAGUAUUUUUGUCAUUUUCACCAAUAUUUUUGUGAUAAAAUUUUGAACAAAAUGGAUAUGUGAAGAAUUAAUACCUCAUUUAAAUGGACAAAAAAAUUCUGAUCAAAUUCUUUAACUACAUGUAUGUAAAGUAUAAAACCUCUACUUUUUGUCUUAUGAUCUGUUUCAAGCAGAUUAUUUAGGAGACAGUAUACUUUCGAGUCAAGUGUACAUAUUGAGUGGGGUAUGUGGAAAUCAAUUUGUAUGUGAAGAAAUUCCACAUUUUUUCGGUAUCUUUAAAAAGGCUUAUCCAAUGUAUUUUUUAUGUGACUGCGAUUCUUGGCCGGUUCACACUAGGGUCAAGUAAACAGGGAUCAGCUUGACUUGCACUUAUCUGUAAAUCAAGGUCAUGUCCAUACAGCAAUGUUCUCAAGGGUUUUCUUAUCCCACACUGGUGGUGAUUAAGUGUAACCAAGUUUGAUUAUGAUGUGUGUUUAACUCAUGUUAACCAUUAUGUGGACUGGUACUCUGUUAUUUCUGGUUAUUCAGUCAUAAUUUUUUACACAGAAUAAAUUGAUACCCCUUACAUAGUAAUAUAAUCAAAAAAAUUAAAAUAUUUGCAUGUCAUGUAUUGAUAAGGUAGUAUAAAUUUGUGCAUUUUCUGGUAUGUAAGAAGAGAGAUAUUUGAUUUUCAUGCAGUCAAGAUUUAUAUUUAGGUACAUGUUAUCAGAAGAAAAUAGAUCUAUAAUCAUUCCUUGCCAAAAUCCAUUGAUAAGUAUUCCUUAUUUAAUUUAUUUAUUGCUUCAAAAAUCAGUUUCAAUUAAAUACACACAAAUCAUGUCCAUUAAACUAGGAGGCAUACACUAAUUUCAGGCUAUGACAGAGUAGAGUUUUAUUUACUUGUAAGUGUAUUUAACAAUACCUGUUUAUGUUGAUUUAUAUACAUCUGUUAUACAACAUACAAAUAACCUCAUUAUUAUAAUUACUUUGUUUUUUUAAUCAAAAGAUGCUUUUGCAUAUUUAUUAAAUAUACUUUGCAUAUGGAAAAGGACACAAAACAUCUGAAUGAUAUUUUUAACUAACAACUUGACACAAAACAUUUGAAUGAUAUUUUAACUACCAACUU